GCGACCCAUGUCCCGCCGCAAGGCCGGCUGCAUGCCUCGCCGAAUAGAACCCGCGCCCGCCGCCAGCUCAGACGACGAGAUGGAGAUGCGAGACCUCGUCAUCGACGUGAAGCCCGAGCCGGACCCGCGGCCCCUGCAGGCCCCGGGGUUAGGGCCCUUCACCCCGAAGGAAGUGCCCGCGCCGGAGCGGUUCGAGAGCGAACCCCGCCACUGCGCCGGCCCCGUACCCAUCGGCGGCCUCAUCCACGCCCUCGGCCUGCGCAACCAGUGGACGCCGCUGUCCCUGAGCCCUCACGACCGCCAGCCGUGGACCGACAAACACCCAGAUCUGUUGACCUGCGGCCGCUGCCUGCAGACCUUCCCAUUGGAGGCCAUCACUGCCUUCGUGGACCACAAGAAGCUGGGCUGUCAGCUCUUCAGAGGCCCCAGCCCCUGCCAGGGCUCAGAACACGAGGACCUGAAGGCCUUGAACUGCCUCCGCUGUGGCCGACAGUUCACAGGAGCCUGGAAACUGCUGCGCCACGCCCAGUGGGACCACGGACUGUCCAUCUACCAGACGGAACCUGAGUCCCCGGAGGCCCCGCUGCUGGGCCUGGCUGAGGUGGCCGUGGCCGUGUCGGCCGUGUCGUCAGUGGUGGGGCCCGAAGCCGAGGUCAAGGGCUCCCGGGUGGGGCCCAUGGGGCCCACCCGGCGGAGCCCCACCUGCCCCGUGUGUAAGAAGACCCUCAGCUCCUUCAGCAACCUCAAGGUGCACAUGCGCUCGCACACGGGCGAGCGGCCCUACGCCUGCGACCAGUGUCCCUACGCCUGCGCCCAGAGCAGCAAGCUCAACCGCCACAAGAAGACCCACCGGCAGCUGCAGCCCCAGAGCCCCUGCCUGGCCGACACCGGCCAGGAGCAGGCCUCCACUGCCCCUCCCGAGCCCGCCGCCCAUGCCGCAGCCCCUGCCAGUGUCCUUCCGUGCAGAGGAGGAGAGGGGGCCGGGGCGGCCGCCACGGCAGGGGUCCAGGAACCCGGGGCUCCUGGCGGCGGGGCUCAGGUGGGCCCUGGUGGGGACGGCUGGGGCGCUGACACUAAGGAGCAGAGAAAGGACCAGGAGAAGAACCAGAAGACAUCACCCAAGAAGACGCUGAAGCCGGCGGGCAAGAACCGGGGGCCGGGGCCUGGGGGCAGCUGCGAGUUCUGCGGGAAGCACUUCACCAACAGCAGCAACCUGACGGUGCACCGGCGCUCGCACACGGGCGAGCGGCCCUACACCUGCGAGCUCUGCUCCUACGCUUGUGCCCAGAGCAGCAAGCUCAACCGCCACCGCCGCAUGCACGGCCUGGGGCCUGGCGGGCCCCGCUUCGCGUGCCCCCACUGCUGCGUGCCCUUCGGCCUGCGGGCCACCCUGGACAAGCACCUGCGGCAGAAGCACCCUGAGAUGGCUGGGGAGGCCUGAGCAGAAGGAAUGCCCCCCUGCCAUCCAGGGCACCAUGGUUACCCACUUUUGUGACCUCCUAUCCUUCCCCGCAAUCCCUGAGUAAAGCCUGCACGUAGCUACA
This is a messenger RNA of Bubalus bubalis (water buffalo), 1544 nucleotides long. RefSeq names its product zinc finger protein 296 (gene ZNF296). Gene Ontology annotation, biological process: negative regulation of dendrite development; regulation of transcription by RNA polymerase II. Gene Ontology annotation, molecular function: RNA polymerase II cis-regulatory region sequence-specific DNA binding; DNA-binding transcription factor activity. The transcript has 3 exons. The coding region runs from base 8 to 1441 and encodes 477 amino acids. Gene Ontology annotation, cellular component: nucleus. The record is from RefSeq and is a predicted model, not a curated record. NCBI's taxonomy places the organism in Eukaryota, Metazoa, Chordata, Mammalia, Artiodactyla, Bovidae.